Phoenix dactylifera (date palm) is the source of this 4407-nucleotide messenger RNA. Its product is annotated as DIS3-like exonuclease 2. Gene Ontology annotation, biological process: mRNA catabolic process. Lineage: Eukaryota; Viridiplantae; Streptophyta; Magnoliopsida; Arecales; Arecaceae. Gene Ontology annotation, molecular function: 3'-5'-RNA exonuclease activity; RNA binding. The record is from RefSeq and is a predicted model, not a curated record. Gene Ontology annotation, cellular component: P-body.
GCUUCAAGAAAGAAAGAAGUCGGUGCAUCUGUCUUGCCGACCAAUCAUGACGGCUUCUCCCUGCGGUUAAAACCAGAAUCGCUCUUUCCCAAAUCCAUCCUUAUUCCUAUCCCUAUCCCCAUCGCCCCCCCCUCUCCUCUCCAAAUCCGCUAUUCCUUUCUUCCCCACUCUUUCUUCCUUCUUCUCUUCCUUCUCCCCUUCCGAUAAUUUAUUUUUUUACUCGUUAUCGGAAGGAGGAAUACCCAGAUCUAGGGUUUUUAUAUCUCUCUUUUAUUCUCUUUAUUCUCUCUGUUUCCUUCCCCUUAUUCUGUUUCUUUGUUCUCUUCUCUUGGGGGAGGGGAGUCCAUCUUAGCCAUGAGGGGGCCAGCGGAGCACGCGGCGGCGGCGGGGACAGCGGUGGCGGAGGAGGCCGAUAGGGAUAAAAAGAGGCGCCGCCGUCAGAAUCGGCGAUCCAAGCAAACCCUCGUCGGGCUGCCAGGGGGAAGCUGCAGCUCGAUGGACUCGGUGUACGGGCAGCCACCGGAGUGGUUGGAGAAUUCGAGAGGGGGUGCCGGUGGGGGCGGUUUGAAGGUUGGGCUGCAGAAGGCGUUUAAUGUUGGCUUCAGCUCCCUCCCGGCGAUGCAUAUUAACGAUGAGGGUGAUGCUGGUGGGAUGACGGCUGGGUUACUGCCAUGUAGUGUUGCGGGAGGGGAGAUCUCCCGAUCCUGCCCCUUGCCGAACUCAUCUUCUCCCUUGAAGGAUCCGAUGGAUGCAACGGCUCCCUGGAACACAGCAAAGAAGUAUUUUGCUCCUUACUGGUCGGAGCAAGAAGUGGAAGAAGCGAUUGAGAAAGGGAAAGCCUUUAAAGCUACUUUUCGUGUGAAUGCAUAUAAUAGUCUCGAGGCCUACUGUACCAUAGAUGGUGUACCAGUGGAUGUUCUUAUCAAUGGAGUUGCUGCACAAAACAGAGCGAUUGAAGGCGAUGUUGUUGCUGUCAUGUUGGAUCCUGUAACAUCCUGGACUAGGUUGAAAGGAUCAAAUGUGCAUGGCAAUCCUGUUCUGGCAGAUGAUUCUAAUAUUCUCUCUGAAGCCCGAGAAGUGGUUGACAAUAAAUGUGCUGGGAAAGAACGGUUGGAUGCCAACUGUGGUUGCUACACUUACAGUAAUGGCUUGCUCCCAUUGGACAAGAGGUGCCAAUUUAAUGAUAAUGGUGGUAUUAGUGAAGUUGUUCAUAGCAAUCCGGGAAAUGGACCUGGCAUCUCCAAUAAAAAGUGUAUUGUACAGCAGUCUAAUCCCCCAGAAAAUUCAAAUAUGCAGGCUUUUGAGCAGGGGGAAGCUGCAAGAGCUUUAGAGCGGAUACGUGCCAUGAUAAACUCUUACCCAUCAAAACGGCCAACUGGAAGAGUCUUAUCUAUCAUCAGAAUGUCUCCUCGCCGUGGAGCGGUAAUUGGUUUUCUUAGUUCUAGGAAGUGGCUUCCUGAAGGGGAAGGAUAUGGAAAUCUGGUUAGUAGUCAUGUUUCAAAAAACAAGAACCUUGUAUCCUUAUCUGAUGAGGAUUACAUACAACUGAUACCUACUGAUCCCAAAUUCCGAAAGAUGGUUGUUACUGUCGGCAGCUUAGCAGACUCUGUAAAGAAAAGGCUGAAAAAUGGUGACACAACAGUUGAAAAAGAAUUAGUUGCUGCACACAUAGAUGAGUGGAGUGAGGAAAGUCUUUGUCCUCAAGCUCGUGUCAUACAUAUUCUGGGACGAGGUGGUGAAAUUGAACCACAAAUCGGUGCCAUCUUGUUUGAAAAUGCAAUUUGUGCUGCAAAAUUUUCAACUGAAUCACUGGCUUGCCUUCCAGAUGUACCUUGGAAAGUCCCUGUAAAAGAGUUUGAAAGUAGACAUGAUCUCAGAAAUAUUUGCACUUUUACAAUUGAUCCAUCUUCUGCAAUUGACCUGGAUGAUGCUUUAUCUGUAGAAAUAAUAUCUGAUGAAAUAUUUCGUGUUGGUGUUCACAUUGCGGAUGUCUCAUACUUUGUUCUUCCGGACACAGCAUUAGAUACUGAAGCUCAAAUUCGAUCUACCAGCGUUUAUAUCUUACAACACAAGCUGCCGAUGCUGCCUCCAAAACUUUCUGAAGAAGUGGCAUCACUUAUUCCGGGGGCAGAUAGACUUGCCUUGUCAAUUAUUUGGGAUAUUGAUCGCUUUGGGAACAUCAAGAAUCGCUGGAUAGGCCGAUCCAUUAUCCAGUCAUGCUGCAAGCUGUCAUAUGAGUUUGUUCAAGAUAUCAUUGAUGGAUCAUUUGAUGUUGAUCAACCUAGUCUGUCAGGAAAUUCAGGUCCUCAAUUGCAUGGCCAGUUUAAGUGGAAGGAUGUAUUUGAAUCCCUCAAAAGCCUUCAUGAGAUCUCUAAGAAGCUGAGAGACAUUAGAUUUAAAGAUGGAGCCCUUUGGCUUGAAACUGCUAAGCUUGUUUUCUUGUUUGAUGAGUGUGGAACUCCAUAUGAUAGCUUGCUUAAUGAGAGAAAGGAGUCAUGUUCUCUUGUUGAGGAAUUUAUGCUUUUGGCAAAUAGGUCUGUUGCUGAAGUCAUAUCCAGGGCUUUUCCUGAUUGUGCCUUGCUACGCAGGCAUCCUGAACCAAAUUUUCGAAAGCUUAAAGAGUUUGAAGCAUUUUGUAGCAAACAUGGUUUUGAGUUGGACACUUCAUCCUCUGGUCAACUUGACCUUUCAUUGUCCAAAAUAAGGGAGAAGCUAAAGGAUGAUCCUGUAUUGUUUCAUAUUCUCAUUUCAUAUGCUUCAAGGCCGAUGCAGUCAGCAGCAUACUUCUGCACUGGGGAUCUGAAAGGCAGGGAAAAUGAUUGGGCUCAUUAUGCACUGUCAGUUCCCUUCUACACACAUUUUACUUCCCCAUUGCGAAGGUAUCCUGAUAUAAUUGUGCAUCGGACAUUGUCAGCUGUACUUGAUGCUGAAGAUAAUUAUUCAAAGAAAAAACAGAAUUUGCUUGGAGCAUACAAGGGUGAAGCAUCAGGCAGUGAAAUUGCAAGCAGAUGUUUUUCUGGCCUUUAUUUUGAUAAAGUUGCUGCUGAAUCUGAAGAAGGUAGUCAAAUAUUAUCAGCUGCUGCUUUGAAAUUUAAAGUUCCUGGAACUGAGGUACUUGCAGAAGUUGCUGCAUAUUGUAAUGAAAGAAAAGUAGCUAGCAGGCAUGCUGAGGAUGCUGGAGAGAAAGUCUAUCUCUGGGCUCUGCUGAAGAAGAAAAAGGUCCUAGUUUCUGAAGCCAGAGUUUUGGGGUUGGGACCAAGGUUCAUGUCAGUUUACAUUCACAAGUUUGCUAUUGAGCGGCGGAUAUAUUAUGAUGAAGUUGAAGGCUUGACUGCUGAGUGGUUUGAGACUACUUGCACAUUGGUGCUAGAUAUACUUAGGAAUAAACGCUUUCAUAGAAGGGGUAGCCCCAGGAGCUUCCGUGCAAUUGAAGAUGUAGCGUUGGUGUUGAAUCCGUUGGAGCUAGUCGUACCUGAGAAAGAGAAGAAAGCAACAGAAGCAGGGUGUGGUACUGCUAGUUUAACAUCGUCGGGCCUUGCAGAGAACAGUGAAAUCUAUCCAAUUGUUUUUCCUCUUGUAUUGCGACACCUAUCUGCUGUCCCUGUAGCUCUCCAUGCUGUUGGAGGUGAUGAUGGUCCGUUGGACGUUGGGGCAAGGUUAUACAUGUGCUCUUACUUCUGGUAAGUUGGUCACAAAUUCAGGGGUGCUCGCGGCAAGGGAGAUUUUAGCAGUUGACAUGGUUUCACUCUCAUGAUCAAAUGAUCCGAGUAAAAGCAAGGAAAAUGGAACUCCAUCUGCUGCAAGAUUCCAUGAAUAGAAUGGGUUUGCUCCAUGUAGAUAUCAUAAUUAUGUAUAGUUGCAGGGAGGUCAAAAGUGAAUAAGGACCUCUCCUUUAACUAGCUACCCACAAAUAUCUGACGGUUGAAGAAAGCCUCUCUUUUUUAAGGGAGGCUUGAGUUGUGGGUUUGGUUGGUAAUCGGAUUGGGUGGGCCUUAGGGCUUAGGUGGCUUUGCCUUUUAUCACCAAGCUACUUACUGGGAGAUUGGAUUUGCCUGAGUUUUUUUUUUCCCGCAACAGGCAUAUUCAGACCAGGAUGUCCAUGGCCUCUACCCUCUUCUGUGUCAAGACUAUCAAGGAUUUCAAAAGCCUGCUUGUGUUUUAUAAUGGUGGGCUUUAUCUGUUGGCGUUUCCAACUAUACCAUGUUCUGCUGAAGGCUUGUUAAUUGAGCUUUGUGUUCUUAUAUGUGAUUAUAUAGCUUAGCAAACUUUCGGCUUGUUUUUUUAUUAUGAAAGCUUUUCAAGUUGCUGUUAUGUUACUCUUGCUGGGUGUUAAUCCAGUUGAUGCUUCCACAAUUCAGCCAUGGUAUUACAUUCUCUUGCUGCAAUAGCAGUUCAUGUUGUAAGCUU